GACUCACGAUUUAUUUCUGGUCUCACCGAUUCAAAACUUUGUUUUGUUCUUCCUUCCCGACCAUUUUAGGACUUUUUCCUCGUCAGAGGAUACCGGACUUCACUAUUUACUUCGGCUUUUCUCGGACAGGGUUCAGUUUAAAAGGAUCAGGCAGAUUAGGUGCCAAAUCAGUCUACAUCUUAUCUCAGGCGUACUAUAAUCUAUCGUCUUUAUCUGAGGAAAUGAUUUCCUGGUCCAAAAGGAGAUGCUACGUCAAGGCUACACUCCUCUCACUCCACACCUACAGCCUGGCUAUAAAUACCACUGCAUUCUUUAAAUUCACAAUGUCUGUCUCUUUUUCCCUUUAGUGUGGUCAAGCGGGGUGUUGAAGAAUUUCAAUUAUCGCUUGGAUGGAAAAGAAGGAUGGCAUUUAAAAAGAGGGAGAGGGGGGGGGGAUUCCGAUGAGGCUAUUGAGUUUUCCCUGACGCAGCAGAAGCGGGGAAAAGCUUGGCCCUCCCGCUAUCCUGACCUUUUCACGCUAUGCUUUCUUUAAAAAAUCCAGCAGGUGAAGCGCUUUACGCCGCCGCGUGGAGUUUAAUAGUCGCUUUAGGCUCAGGGAAUGUUUUUUUUUUUUUCCCCCUGCUGUUGAAGUGUACAAGUCAUUUGCAUGCCUCCAACCCGCUAGCGCGCAGCGGAGGCUUUUUUGUGUGGGCAGGAUGUGCUGAGAUGCGAUUCAUUCUGCGGCAGCGCGAAGUUGCGAGCGCAUCUUGAAACAAGCUGCCAGGCAUUCAAGUGAUUCGCAGCGAGAGAUGUGUGACACCACGGGACAUUCAAGAAUUCCCUUCUGAUGAUGCUGUUAAGACAAUUUGGCAUGUACUGGAUCUCAUUGUAAAUAUCUUAUGCCCUGCCCACAAAAAUUCUGGACAUGCUGCUCUGAAAAUACUUUUUACUUUUCCCCAUAUAACUACUUAAUUUCUUUUUGUAUGGAAUUCUUCCACACCCAUCAUAGCAAAUGUUUCCCAGCAGACGCUCUUACGUCUCCGCUUAAUCGCUUCACAUCAAAUUUAAAGGCGAUAAAAAUAAAAUGGAUGGACUGGACUUUUCAGCGUUGGUUGCUUCUGCAAUACUAACUUGAAAAUGCUCCACCAGUUAUGCAAUCCAAGCAAUGUAGUUUUCAUGCUGCAUUGUGAAUCAAACUGUGUGUGUGUGUAUUAAGCAGACGGACAGUAGGACGUAAGCCUCUUAACUUAGCGCUGACUCAGGACACAUGCAGUUUUGCUGCUCUGAAACAGACACACAAGGCGUGAAAAAAAAAAAAAAAAAGGUGUGAUGGCGAGAAGCAACCAGGCUGAAAAUGUUCAUUUAAUUUCGCCUACAACCGAGUGAGUUUGGUUUUGGCGUCAUCCUCCUCCUCAUCCUCACGAAGCUUCAAAUGUGUCAUUUCUACUGUGUCGCACAUGUUGGAAAUGCUAAUCAACCAAAUGGCGGUUAUGAUAAUUAAGUAAAAGACUUUAAUUUGAUGGUCGGGUAGUAGGACAUGUUUUUUUUUUUCAGGUAUCCAGCACCUGAUUAGUGGUGAUGAGAAAACGGAGGCAUCACUGACUACUAAUCCAAUUUGAAACUCUCCGCUCGACUUUGCAGCCCUCACAGUGGAAAGAACAGGAAAAGUAUCCUGCAGACAAUGAGAGGACUAAUUGUUUUUCUUUUGGCAAUUGUGGUCUUCUCGUAUGCUCGAGGUGAGGAAAAAGAGGAGCUGGAGCAGAUGUUGGAGGAAGAGGAGGAACUGCUGCAGUGUUUCCGUUGUGAUCUGGGCUUCUGGGACGCAUGUUACACCACGGAAACCAACUGCAGCCUCGGGGAGCGAUGCUUCACGGGCCGCGGGAAGGCAGUUGAUGUUCUGGAUGUAAAGACGCUCGGCUGUGUCAAAGCAGAGGAGUGCAACGUGGAGAGCAGCGUGGAGCUCUUCUCCAACAACACCGUCUUCACCAUGACCAAAUAUUGUUGCGACACCCCCUUCUGCAAUGCUGCGUUGAAAUCAUCAGCGGACACGCUUUUGUGGGUCGCUGUAGCGUGUUUGAUAUCCUGGAACGUCACGAGAGUCUCGACACACUGAGAAGCCAACGUUGAUUGAAUCUGUGUGUGCUGCCAAUUGACUCUUCCCACAUGCUCUCACUCACUCACCUGAGUGACGCAUUUU
Syngnathus typhle (broad-nosed pipefish) is the source of this 2176-nucleotide messenger RNA. Its product is annotated as protein Bouncer-like. NCBI's taxonomy places the organism in Eukaryota, Metazoa, Chordata, Actinopteri, Syngnathiformes, Syngnathidae. The transcript has 3 exons. Bases 1661 to 2092 code for a protein of 143 amino acids. The record is from RefSeq and is a predicted model, not a curated record.